AUGGAUAGUACGCGUGCGAUUACAUCGCACGUCAAAUCCGCCUCGUUCAGCUUCCUUACAGCAGACGAGGUGCGUAGUAUUUCAGUACGGCAGAUUGUGAACCCUGUCUUGCUGGAUAAUGCAAAUGCGCCGACGGAAGGCGGUCUGUACGACCCCGGCCUUGGCCCCAUGCGCCUCGACGAUAUAUGCCGUACGUGCCACAUGAACCACUUUGAGUGUCCUGGGCAUUUUGGGCACAUUGAGCUACCUGCGCCUGUAUUCCACCCCUUGUUUAUGAACCAUGCUUUUUCUCUAUUGCGCGGGAUGUGCGUCUUUUGUCACCACUUUACCAUUUCGCGCGUGGCUAUGGCCAAGUACGUAGCGCAGUUUAAGCUGCUUGACUACGGCCUUAUGGACGAGGCGGAGAACAUGGCGAUAGAGCAGCUGCGGCGCCCAUUGCGUAUUGAUGCCGAGGACGAGGAGGAGGCGAUGGUCAUGCGCGAAGAUACCAAACUAGAGUCUGUCGACGAGUUUGUCCAGCGCAUCGAGACGGCCACUAGGAACAUACUACAAAAAGCAGUCCGUGCGGGCGUCACAAAGGGCUCGGAGCGCGGCGCGGCAGGCUACGCGGCGCGGCGCGACCUGCGGAAUGUAUUCCUGAAGGAUAUCUUGCGCCGCCGCUGCGAGCGGUGCCAAGCCACCAAUCCCACACUGCGUAAAGACGGAUUCGUAAAGAUCACAGAGCGUGCCUUGUCUGCACGCGACACAGCGAUCCACGAAGCGCGCGGGAUCAAGCGCGAUAAUGUGCUCCUGGCCGAGCGCGCGAGCAGAAGCGAUGCAGUUGCGAUGGAGGUCGAGCAGCCCACGGAGAAUCACGCCGCCGUCUCCCUCAAAGACGCACGCAAACUCAGCAAAGAGGCCGGCACGCAGGCAAGGGCCGUCCCUGCGAGCGAGUGCCGCGCAAACCUGCGCCGCCUCUUUGCAAACGAAGCCGAGAUUUGCAGCCUACUCUUUGGGCGCCAUCCCAUCUUUGCGACCAACACUUCUGCGCCCAGCGCCGAUAUCUUCUUUUUCGAGGUGAUCUGUGUCACACCCACGCGUUUCCGCCCUGCGAGCGUGAUGGGCGACCAAACGUUUGAGAAUGCACAAAACGAGCUGCUUACCAAGAUCCUGCACUCGUCUCUGGACGUACGCAAGAAGAAUGAAACGGCGCAAGCGUAUCACCGCAAGACAAACUACCCGUCGCUCGACGACCUCGACGAUGGCGAAAGCAUGCGCCUGCAAAAGCAAUGGAAUGUCGACCGGCGCACCGCCAUGGACGAUCUGCUCUCGGCCAUGAUGCAGCUGCAAGUCGCUGUCAACUGCUACAUAGACGCGAGCAAAAAUCCCGCACCCAUGCGUCAGGGCCAAGCGCCGCCGCCGGGCGUGAAGCAGGGUUUGGAAAAGAAGGAGGGCCUUUUUCGCAAGCACAUGAUGGGCAAGCGUGUCAACUUUGCCGCGCGCUCGGUUAUUUCGCCCGACGUCAAUAUCGAAACGAAUGAAAUCGGCGUUCCGCCCGUGUUUGCGAAACGCCUUACGUUUCCCGAGCCCGUCACCGUCCACAACUACGAGGUCAUGCGCCAGCUGGUGAUCAAUGGCCCCGAUACAUACCCCGGUGCCCACGCCGUCCGUGCCGAGGACGGCACAGAGACGCUGCUCAAGAACGUAUCGGUCGAGGAGCGCACCGCGCUGGCCAACCAGCUCCUGACGCCCCAGGGCCAAGUCUCGCGCCAGAGCAUCGGCACGUUUGGCGGCAUUGGCGGCGCACUGCGCACGCCAAUCGCCAACAAGCAAGUGCUUCGGCACCUGCGCACGGGCGAUAUUGUAGUGAUGAACAGGCAGCCGACACUGCACAAGCCGUCGAUGAUGGCCCACAAAGCGCGUGUCCUGCAAGGCGAGCGCACUAUCCGGAUGCACUAUGCCAACUGCAACUCGUACAAUGCCGACUUUGAUGGGGACGAAAUGAACAUGCAUUUUCCGCAGUCGCAGCUUGCACGUGCUGAAUGCUACAACAUUGCCAACACAGACAACCAGUACCUUGUCCCCACCAGCGGAAGUCCUCUGCGUGGGCUGAUCCAGGACCACGUCGUGGCGGGUGUGUGGAUGACAAGCAAAAAUACUCUCUACACACGCGAAGAGUACAGCCAGUUUGUCUUUGGCGCGCUGCGCCCGGAAAACUACGGCAUUGCCGGCCGGAUUGCGAUGCUGCCGCCUGCGAUUUUAAAGCCGCAGCGCUUGUGGACAGGGAAGCAGGUCAUCUCUACGAUCCUGCUCAAUGUCAAGCCGCCGCACGUCCCAGGGCUGAACCUGGACUCCAAGGCGAAGGUCGCGGGGCGCUAUUGGGGCCCCUCGCACAAAGAAGAAGAGAUUGUGCGCGUGCGCGACGGCGAGAUGCUAACGGGAGUGCUGGACAAGGCGCAGAUCGGCGCAUCGGCCUACGGCCUCAUCCACAGCGUGUACGAAAUUUUCGGUGCGGAAAAUGCGGGGCGCAUGCUGAGUAUAUUAUCGCGCCUUUUUACCGCCUGGCUCCAGCACAAUGCGUUUUCGUGUCGCAUGGACGACUUGCUCCUCAGCGCCGAAGGCGACAGUAUGCGCCGCGAUCUCCUUGAGAAAGGCGCUGACUGCGGCCUGGAGGCGGCGGUGAAGAAUGUCGGUUUGGAGGGCAAGCCAAACGACUCUGAUACCAACUACAAUCUGCGCCUGCGCCUGGAGGAAGUGCUGCGAGACGAUAUUAAACUUGCGUCGCUCGACGCGGAUAUGAUGUCCGCUUCGAACAAGCUUACUUCGGCGGUGAUCAAUGCGUGCAUUCCCGACGGGCUCUUGCGCAAAUUCCCCGAGAACAAUAUGCAGAUGAUGGCUGUGACCGGCGCAAAAGGCAGUGCUGUGAAUGUCUCCUCCAUCUCCUGUCUCUUGGGGCCGCAGGCGCUCGAAGGCCGUCGUGUGCCUGUGAUGGUAAGCGGCAAGACACUCCCCUCGUUCAAGGCGUUUGACACUGCAGCCCGAGCGGGCGGCUUUGUCGCGAACCGUUUCUUGACGGGGAUUGCGCCGCAAGAGUACUACUUCCACUGCAUGGCUGGCCGUGAGGGGCUGAUUGAUACUGCGGUCAAGACGUCGCGCUCUGGCUACCUGCAGCGGUGCCUGAUCAAGCAUCUCGAGGGCGUUUCUGUCCAGUACGACCAGACGGUGCGCAACAGCGAUGGCUUUUUGCUCCAGUUUCACUACGGCGAGGACGCACUGGACGUGACGCGCUCCAAGUACUUGGAGCAAUUCGACUUUAGCAUCCAAAACUUUGAGGCCUACCGCCGGCGGUACAACCCAUUACAGCUGCAGGAGACGAUGGAGGUGGAAGAGGCGCCCGACUACAUGAAACGCGCACUCAAGAAGCCACACAAGUAUCCGCCAGUGAUGAGCGUGUACGCACCCAUGCGCCACUUUGGGUCCAUGUCAGAGUCGUUUGCACGCAAGGUCGAGGCGUACAUUGCCACGAAUCCCCACAAGCUGCUCGCGGAAAAGAAGCGCAAGCAGGUGGAAAGUGCACCGCAACCCUUGCUGGCGAAGCCGAAACUGGGAAUCGAGCAGUUCCGCGCGAUGAGCAAGGUGCUAUACCACCAUGGGCUGGUCGAGCCCGGCGAGAAUGUCGGGCUGCUCGCCGCGCAAGGCAUCGGCGAGCCAAGCACGCAAAUGACCCUGAAUACGUUCCACUUUGCGGGGCACGGCGCAGCGAAUGUCACGCUGGGCAUUCCGCGUCUGCGCGAGAUUGUAAUGACUGCGUCCAAAGAGAUCAAGACGCCGAUUAUGCGCCUUCCUGUUUGUACUGGGAUCACCGAAGCGCAAAUGCGCACGUUUUGCAAGGACGGCAGCCGCCUCGUUUUGAGCCAGAUUGUGGAAGACGCCACGGUCACGGAGCGGAUCCUGCCCAAGACGGCAGCGAAUGGCUACCAGCGCCAAAAGAUGUAUACAGUCCGUCUGCAAUUCUACCCCGCAGACGAAGUGCACGAGGAGUACAAUGCCUCGACGGAGCAUGUGCUUCAAGGGCUCGAAGCGACCUUUGUGCCGCUGAUCGAGCGCGAAAUUCAGCGCGAGAUGAAGCGCCAGCGCCAGGACCAGGUCCGGCAGACGCAGGCCAUCGGCCACGGGCAGAGCUUUGCAGAGGGCCAGACGGAGACGACCGCAGCCGAAGGCGUCGAGCCGAAUGCAGAGGAUUCGGACGACGAGGCGCCCGUGUCCGACACGGAAGACAAUGCCGACGCAGCCAAACGGCGCGCGAAUGCUGCAAGCGUCUCGUAUGACGAUCGCGACGAGACUGACGAUGAUCUGCACACCGCCUUUCAGGACGAGGAGCUUAUUGACGACGAGGCAAUGGAAGACACCAUCGAGACGCGCAUCAGCGAUCUCGGCGAGAAAUUCCAGAGCGAGACCAAGUACGUGCAGGCGUUCCGCUUCGAUGCGAAGCACGGCGCAUGGGCCGAGUUUGACUUGCACAUCCACAGCAGCGCUGAAAAGAUGCUGCUCAUCAACCUUGUCGAGCGCGUGUGCUGCGCCAGUGUCGUGCAUGAAAUUCCACGGAUCAGCAGGGUGCUUGUGCCGCCACCGACACCAGGGAACGAUGCUGUGGCGCUCACCGCCGAGGGCAUUAAUAUUCCCGGCAUGUGGGAGUUUGCGUUCGGCCUUGUGGAUCUCGAUGCAAUCUACACGAACGAUAUCGGCGCACUAUUGGCCUGCUAUGGCGUCGAAGCGGCACGAGCGGCGAUCGUCAGCGAGCUCAAAGGCAUCUUUGAUACCUAUGGCAUUGGCGUCUCGAUGCGCCACCUCUAUUUGAUCGCCGACUACCAGACCGCCUUUGGCGAUUUCCGCCCGUUUAGCCGCGGCGGAUUGGCCGAUUCGCCCUCGCCAUUGCUCAAGGCUAGCUUUGAGAUGACCAUGGCAUUCCUCAGCGGCGCGGCGCUCUUCCAGGAAGAAGACCACCUUAGCUCGCCUUCCGCCAACAUCGUCAUGGGACGCCCCGUGACGAUGGGCACGGGUGCAGUGACGGUGCAUGCGGCCGUGCCCGCCCGUGCAUAG
Messenger RNA from Malassezia vespertilionis, 5079 nucleotides. RefSeq names its product DNA-directed RNA polymerase. NCBI's taxonomy places the organism in Eukaryota, Fungi, Basidiomycota, Malasseziomycetes, Malasseziales, Malasseziaceae. Gene Ontology annotation, biological process: DNA-templated transcription. Bases 1 to 5079 code for a protein of 1692 amino acids. The record is from RefSeq and is a predicted model, not a curated record. The transcript has a single exon. Gene Ontology annotation, molecular function: DNA-directed RNA polymerase activity; DNA binding. Gene Ontology annotation, cellular component: RNA polymerase I complex.